AUGGCAUUUUUUAACGUAACACGACUCGGUGUUCAGGAUCCAGUUAAAGCUUCGUUAAGAGACGAGAAGGAAACCCAAGAUAUCUAUGAUACUAAAAAGAAAACCCUCAAGGUCGAUGUUAGUACAGAAAGAAAAACGGCCAUAAAAUUGGAUUCCUCCGAAAUUUAUAAAGAUAAAAGAAGGCGUCAUGAAAGAUCUCUUCUCGGACCGAAAGAAGUUUAUCAAACCCCAAUGACGACAUCGCAGGAAUAUGGAUGGCAUGAUAAUAAUGAAAAGGAACCUUGGAUGCAAUCGAAGCGCCACGUUCACGUAAACAGUGAAAUGACAAAGUUUGUAAAAUCAAUGGCUCUAACAAACAGAGACUUUUCCUUAUACUAA
Molecule: messenger RNA, 378 nt
Organism: Trichoplax adhaerens
Lineage: Eukaryota; Metazoa; Placozoa; Uniplacotomia; Trichoplacea; Trichoplacidae
Exons: 3
Coding region: 1-378 (125 amino acids)
Source: RefSeq, a predicted model, not a curated record